CCAAAUAAUAGAUGUAGUUUUCAGACAACAUCUGACUCAAGCUGAGAGGUUGUUAUUCCAAACCCUCUUGAAGAGGAAUCAUGGUUAUACACAGGAUUAAAAUGCUAAUUUUUGCACUCCUGUGCUUCAUUGUUCCUGUCCAUUCAUCUCAAUUACCAAAUGCCACCAUCAUGGAUCUCUCUUACAAAAACAUGGACUUUGCUAUGAACCUUUACAGAGAAAUCGCCAACUAUCAUGACAAAAACAUCUUUUAUUCACCGCUGAGUGUUUCUACAAGUUUUGCUGCUCUCUUAAUGGCUACUGAUGGGAUCACACACAAGGAGAUCCUCAAAGUGUGCAACCUGGAGCAGCUCGAGGUGGACGACCAGCCACAGCUUAUCCCGAGACUUUUCCAAAAUCUUCAAGACAACAUCACACACAACGGAUCUCUGCAGGUGGAGCAGAGCAUGGCUCUCUUUAUCCGACAGCACUUUGAAGUCGAGAAGACAUUUGAAGACGAUUUGAAGAAUUUUUUUCAAGCGGACAUCAAUGUUUUAGACUUCGGGAACACAAAGGAGACCAUCAAAAGCAUCAAUGACUAUGUGAGACAGAAGACUGCAGACAAGGUUCCUGAAAUGAUUUCCUCUUUAAAUGCAAUGACUCAACUCCUGCUGAUCAACACCAUCUUCUUCCAGGGAGCUUGGCAGAUGCCUUUUAAUCCUAACUUCACUGAUAACGCACCAUUCCACAUCGACAACUACAACAUUGUGCAAGUUCCCAUGAUGUUUGUAGAGGGUAGAUUCUACACUAUGGAGGAUGAGCCUCUGGGAGCUAGAGUCCUCAAGUUACCGUAUAAGGGUGGGGUUUCCAUGCUAAUCCUGCUACCCAACAAAAAAACUGACUACACUACAAUCGAUAAUGAGAUCACGGCCCAGCGGUUCCUGAGCUGGAUCCAAAAUCUGGAAGAAAUGAAACUUGAAGUCAACAUGCCAAAGUUCAAAAUGGAGCGAGGCUACUCUUUGCACAACAUCCUGCCAGAAAUGGGCAUGACCUCACUUUUUACUGAUGUAGCCAAUCUGGCGAGGCUAAGCAAGGCUGGAGGCCUCAGAGUCUCUGAGGUGCUGCACAAAGCUGUGAUCGAGGUUGAUGAAGUUGGGACGACUGCUGCAGCUGCCACAGCAACCGGCAUCAUACCGUACGCCCUUCCAAAGAGAUUUACUAUCAACAGGCCGUUCUUCUUCUUCAUUUAUCACGAGGAAACAAACGCUCUGCUGUUUAUGGGUAGAGUGAUCAACCCCACUAAAAACUAGUAAUGACCACUGUUGCUGUUUGACCUCUGCUGCAGCUAAAGAGGAUGUUUUCCGUCUGUAAAAUCCCUUAGAUUAGAAUUGAGCAAAUGUUUACUUUGAUUUGUGUCGUUGCGUUUAAUCAGUUUUGACUGAUGCUUUGAUAACUAUUGAAAAAGUAAUUUAUAUGAAUUGGAAAAUAGUUAUCAUAAAACAAAAACAUUGAAUUUGUUCUCUUUUUAUAUUGAACUUUGUCAAAAAUGAAGUCAUGGAUGAAUGCAAACUCUCAGCUAGCAUGAAGCUUGUUUUCAUUUGUUUGUUUUUUGUUCAACAUUUAGUGAUUCUGGGUUUACCAUCAGUUCCUUUUUUUAGUUUGUAGUUAAUAAAUAACUAACUGAUAAA
Messenger RNA from Oryzias melastigma (Indian medaka), 1667 nucleotides. It is a transcript of the gene serpina10b, whose product is annotated as protein Z-dependent protease inhibitor. NCBI's taxonomy places the organism in Eukaryota, Metazoa, Chordata, Actinopteri, Beloniformes, Adrianichthyidae. Gene Ontology annotation, biological process: negative regulation of endopeptidase activity; blood coagulation. The transcript is spliced from 5 exons. Gene Ontology annotation, molecular function: serine-type endopeptidase inhibitor activity. The coding region runs from base 81 to 1289 and encodes 402 amino acids. The record is from RefSeq and is a predicted model, not a curated record.